AUGGCGACGAAGCCGGCGAGCUCUUCCAAGGAGAUGAUGAAGAACAAGAACGUGGCCGGUGGCCCGCUGAGCGCACACUCCAAGGAUCCUCCGGUCGGCUUUUUCCGUGACGGCUACUGCAGGACUGGUCCUGAGGACAAGGGCAAUCACUCGAUAGCGGCAACAGUAAACCAAGAGUUUCUGGAUUUCACAAACUCCAGAGGGAACAACUUGAGAGACGCGGGAGUCAAAGACGGAAUGAAGUGGUGCCUCUGCGCUCACCGCUGGAAAGAAGCUUUCGACGCUGCACAAAAGGGGCAAUUAUCGCAAUCGGCUGUACCAAAGGUCGCGUUGCAUGCUUCACACGAGGAUGCGCUGAAGGAAGUCAAGUACGGCGACCUGAGCAAAUAUGCUUCUGGUGGAGAUGCGGCGAAAGAGGGGACCCGGAACAGACAGGGCGCCCAUACAGACCCGGAGCAGCCUUCGCAUGGCGUCGCCAAGGAGUCAAGUGACUUAAAGGGCCAGUCGCAGCCUCAAAAGUCUGGAGGGUGA
Cladophialophora yegresii CBS 114405 is the source of this 531-nucleotide messenger RNA. RefSeq lists its product as uncharacterized. The transcript is spliced from 2 exons. The record is from RefSeq and is a predicted model, not a curated record. Bases 1 to 531 code for a protein of 176 amino acids. NCBI's taxonomy places the organism in Eukaryota, Fungi, Ascomycota, Eurotiomycetes, Chaetothyriales, Herpotrichiellaceae.